UCGUAUGCACGGGCUGACUUAGGCCCGGUUGUACCAACGAAGUUCACCGACAGAUCAACUGUGAACGACGAUCAAAGCAAAAAAUGCGUUGUACCAAGCCUGAACGCCGUUCAAAUUGCCCGGUCAACCGAACGGUGACAUUAGGCGGUUCAAGCUGGUUCAAGCUUCGUUCAGGGGUAGACAUAACCUUAUUAUUUGACAUAUUCCGCUUUUCGUUGUUUUGACUAUCGUUUUGUUAUUGUUCUUAAGAUUUUUCGUAAUGGAUCCUUUAUUAGGUGAAUUAACUGACGACGAAGACUUUUUAGAAUUAGUGAGACGACAUGAACGGCUAAGGAGACCACAAACAGUACGAUUUCGACCAAACAAUUUCGAAAAAUGGAAUGACGUGGAUUUUAAAAAAAGAUUUCGACUUGCUAAACCUAUUGUGAAUUAUUUAAUAGAGGAAAUUUCCGAUUUAAUUGCAUCUAAAACAAACAAAAAUCAUGCUUUAACACCAGCUGACAUGGUAUUUAUCACAGUACGGUUCUUAGCAACAGGAUGUUUUCUACAAAGUGUUGAUGAUAUCAGUGGUGUAGACAAGUCUACUAUGAGCCGCGUGAUUACAAAAGUAACUAGAGCUAUAGCAUCUUUAAGCAAGGACUUUAUUAAAAUGCCAAUGGGAGUGGAAGAUAGAAAUUCAAAGGCACAAGGAUUUUAUAAUAUUUGUCGCUUUCCAAGAUGCAUAGGAGCAGUUGAUUGUACGCAUGUGAAGAUACAAUCUCCUGGAGGGGCAAAUGCAGAGAAUUACCGCAAUAGGAAAGGAUUUUUUUCAUUUAAUGUCCAAGCAAUUUGUGACAGCGAUUUGAAAAUAUCUAACAUUGUGUGUAGAUGGCCUGGUUCUACACAUGAUUCAAUGAUUUUUAGAAAUUCUAGAGUAAAGGCUGAGUUUGAAAAUGGAGUAUAUGGAAAUAAUUUAUUACUAGGGGACAGUGGGUAUGGAGUAAAACCAUACCUAAUAACCCCUUUGGCGAAUCCAACAACGAGGGCUGAAAACUUAUUUAACGAAGCUCAGAUAAGAACAAGAAACCCAAUAGAAAGGUGUUUUGGUGUACUAAAAAGAAGAUUUCCUAUAUUAGCGACAGGAAUCCGUUUAAAUGUUGAUAAAGUAGAAGCAAUAGUGGUUUCCGCUACUGUUCUUCAUAACAUAGCGUGUCAUUUUGCAGAUCCAACACCAUUAGUAACUGAUGAAAUUGACGGAAGUCAAAGCGGAAAUAAACAUUGGAAAUAAUAUAAGAGAACAUGUUCCAAAUGACUUGGGUGAUAUAAAUAAUAGUUUUAGAUAUAGUUUAAUUAAUGAAUAUUUUGAAUCACUGUAAAUAUGUUAUUUUACGAUAUAGAAUAUAUUGCUGAGUAUUAAUUAUUUACAUCUAGAACUAAUUAUUUACGUCUAGAAAAUGUUUCAAUAUUAUUUUACUAAAACAUUCUUAAAAUGUCUUAAUGUUUUAAAGUCAAAAUAACUUGUUAAUUAAUUAAAUUGUGAUUAUAAUUACCGUAAAAUAAAUUACCAUUACAUACUCUUGUAUAUAUUUUGAUUUAUGUAUAUAAUAUUAAUAUUUUUUAUUGUAUGUAUAGGAUUAUUUUUAUAUUUUUGAUAAUUCUGAUUAUAAGUAGAUAAUUAAAUAACAAUAAUUAAUAAAUGAUAUUAAAUUAAUACAAUUCAGUAUACUUGUUUGUACUAGAUAUGUAAUAUGUAAAAGAAAUAAAACGAUAUAAUAUGUAUGCAUAUUUUCAAAAUUCAUAUAUAUUGUGUGUUAAGUGUUUAUAUGAUAUUUUUUAAUAAUUAUAUAUUUACAGAGUAUUUAUUGGUCAAUUAUUUUUUUUAUUAGUUCCUUGCUAAAUUUUAAAAAUUGAAUUCUCUCAUCAUGCUCCCUUUCUUGCUGCCUCAUAAAGGCUUCUUGCUUUUCUUGCAUUUGAGACAUUUUUAAAUUGUGCUGCUCUAGGAAACAUUUCUUUUGAAGCUCAGCUAGUUCAAUUUUUGAACUACUCCAAUCUGUUAAUUUUUUUGUUAAACCCCUUACAUACCCUCUAAAUAUAGAUUUCACUUUAUAUAAUAAUAUAAUAUAAAAAAUAAGGUAUGAUGUACAGAUGUAUUAGCUAGAACGUCUAAAAAGUAAAUGAACGAAUCGGUCAGCCGCGAACAGGUAUUAAAAAGUCGUAUUUUAUGGCAACAGAAAGGAAAAAAGGUACCAUAAUUUAUAUUUUGGGAGAACCCGCCAAUCAAUAAAACAAACUUUUAAAAGCAUUUACGCCAACUUAUAUAAAAACUCCAAAAGUUACUGUGAAAUUCAAUACCAACAUAAGAAACUAAAUAUUGAUCGACGUUCUACUGAACGCGAGUUGGUGCAACGCAAUCCAAGUUCAACUUUGGCCAACCGAUCAGUUGAACUCU
Molecule: messenger RNA, 2428 nt
Organism: Sitophilus oryzae (rice weevil)
Lineage: Eukaryota; Metazoa; Arthropoda; Insecta; Coleoptera; Curculionidae
Product: putative nuclease HARBI1
Exons: 2
Coding region: 260-1267 (335 amino acids)
Source: RefSeq, a predicted model, not a curated record